CAUUGGAUGAAAACAUGGCGGUGGCCAAACGAACGUGGAGAUUAGAAUUGUAACGUUUUUCGUGCGUUUUGGUCGAUUUUUUGAGAUCUGAAAGCGAUAUUGUUAUUUUAAAUAAUGGAAGGUAGAGACAGAGAAGACUUUGAUGGAGGAAAUGAGUCCCGGGGCUUCACAAACUGGGAGAAACAAUGCAUUGAGCAGCUCGAGUCCCAACCCGAUGUCGACGACAGAUCAGCAAUUGAAAAAGAACAAGCCUUGCAGCGUUUGAGGAAUCUGUUUCAGAACGCAGCAACGGCUUGUGCCCAGCUUUAUAAAGGUUAGGCUUUUGGGGGUAAAUUCGUUUGAGUUGUGUAGUCCCUUAAGAUCCAGGUUAUGGCGACGACGAAAUCUAACAUGUUGCUUGUAUUGUUCUCUCUAUGGCAGAGCGACAGAAUCGGAGCCAAACUUAUGAUCGUUUAUGGAGCCCUUUCCAAGACACUGCAAAUACUAUAACGCUUCUUUAUAAAGGUAUUUUAUACAGGACUAUUUGGUGCGUACGCUUUGAAACAGAAUCGCAAUUUUGAAGCGCAAGAGUUGGGUUUUACCGCUACGCAACUUAUCAAAAGUUGCAUCGGAUCCCCUUCAAGAAUUGAAGUUAAUUAGAAUUGCAGUGAGAGUAUAUUUUUAAGGACUUACGGUCUUCAUUGUUUGUCUCUACUACUUCUAAGAAAUCUUGCGCGAAUAAGUGUUUGGAAAGCUUUGAAAUUUGAUUGUUUUAGUGGAUACAACGAGAAUUCGUUAGAUAUUUGGACUUUGUGCGGCAAUAAAUGUCGUAAUUUCUUAUCUGACUUUCUUCUGCCAUGGUUCACGGUAGGGAAAAGUAGAUGUGUUUUGAAUUGCUUAGAAAUAGCAUGGAAAUUAUGGCCGGUUUGUUUUAAGAAGAUCUGGCAAAGUUGGUCAAUUUUGUUUAUAUUGAGAGUAUUGCAUUUCCAGAUAUUAUUGUAAUCCUUCUUGAAAACGACUUUGAGAAUGAAUAAUCGUCUAAUUAUACGCUACGUCGAAAACCAAUUGAAACGGUCUUAUGGCUGUGUCAAGCGACGAUGCAAUCGGAAAUGCCAGCGUUCCUUUUCUUUCUAAGGAUCAUGAGAUGUGAAAGGUUUUCAUGCAGCAUUCCACUAAUUAUUUGGUGCGAACAGUAUCUCUGUUUCAGAAAAUGUUUUUGAAUGAGCAUUGCGAUUUUUAAUUAUGGUUGAUAGGGUAUAAAGAAAUAUUUAAUUUGUCAAAAAUGUUUUUUCCUUAUUGAAAAUUGGUUAAUUUUUUAAUAGUGAGGAAUUCAGAUUAAAAAAAUAACUGGUAAUAUCAAUUUUCAUCGCAAGUAACAAAAAAGAAAGUGUGUGAUACUUUUUUACCUUGUAGUGAACAAAUUUGAGAAGCUUGGUCAGAAAAAAAGUAGUCAGUAACUGAAAGUUAGUCAUUUCAGCAAAUAUUUGAGUGCCUCUGUGAAGGUCACAAUGUAAUAAAAAGUGUAAUUGAUAUUUCUUUUUCAGAUGGUGCUGAUGCUUAUAAGCGCGGCUUGGACUUGGGCUUCCAGUCUGGAUAUCAAAAGCGCAGUAAAGAUGUCCUUUCUUGGGCUAAGAAGAAAAAGAGAAUUAUUCUUCGUGAGGAGUUGUUGUCAUAUUUGGCUGGCCGUUCACCUCCAAGACGGAAUCAUGAGGCAAGACACACUUCAAGUACAACGUUAGGAUCAAAUUCAAUGGUUCUGCCAUCUGGAAUGGACUCUGAUAUUUUAGACACAGAUGCACAGUACUAUGGGACACCUCUAGAUACCUUUACCGUUCGACCUGAACUUAAUACAGCUGCUUACCUCUCUGCUGGUGGGGGCCUGAAUUCUUAUCAUAGUCCUCGCCGCAGAAGCCACUCUGACACAAACUUUGGCGAUACUGAAGUUAGAGAAGGAAGAAAACGAUCAGCAUGUUCAACAGACAUUGUUAUGGAGUCGCCUUCACACAAACGAAACCGCUACUACUAAAGAGAUUGCCAUAAACAUUAUUUGUCCAUAAAUUUUUCCAAAAUAACAGUACGAGAUGAAAACAAACUACUAUGUUACUGGGAGAUUGAAGUUUCAGUUUUGUAAAGCUUUUGGUAAAGUUACCAAGAUUAACUGAAUUGUGCUGUGUAUGAUGAAAAUGAUUAUAGUAAAUAGUGUGUUGAAAUACUAUAAACCUGUUAUCACAGCAGUCUUUCUUCUAAAACAAGCAUUCUGAGACAGAAGCUCAUACCCAUACCCAAUGAGUCGCAACUACUUAUUGGGACAAAUAACUUGUUUAAGUUCGAGCUUCUCUCUUAGAUACAUCUGUUUCAAUAAGUUUUGAAGUAGACAGCAAAAACCACAAAGUUGGAGGCUAAUAGAAGUUCAAUCUUUAGUCUCAUGUUGUUAAUCUGAAAGAAAAUAGUAGGCAAUUUAGUUUCAUAUAAAAGGCAAUUUUGCUGGUGGCAAGCUCUAAUUGAAACCUUGUGUAUUUCAAUAGUAGCAGUAACUGCAAAGGAAGGAAGCUGUAAGGUAAAAAAUGAUUUUAUUUAACCUUUGAAACACGACAAAUAA
Messenger RNA from Pocillopora meandrina, 2578 nucleotides. Lineage: Eukaryota; Metazoa; Cnidaria; Anthozoa; Scleractinia; Pocilloporidae. The record is from the annotation of a GenBank genome assembly.